Orbicella faveolata is the source of this 1914-nucleotide messenger RNA. RefSeq lists its product as uncharacterized. The record is from RefSeq and is a predicted model, not a curated record. NCBI's taxonomy places the organism in Eukaryota, Metazoa, Cnidaria, Anthozoa, Scleractinia, Merulinidae.
UUUUUAAAUACUGGUGACCAAAAUGUCCCUACCGAGAUGGCGUGUCUCUGGGAGCAACAAAAACACCUUCUACAAUGCAAAAGCAAAAACGGUUACUGGUCGCAUCCAAAAGUUAUGCGGCUUUGCCUGGAUCUUUACUCCCGAAACCCUGAUAUACCCUCAAUAAGGCUUUAUAAAAACAAAGUCAAGGAGGCAGUUGGUUGGAACCCAGAGGUUUUGAGAUGGUGCCUUAAUGCAGCCAAGGAAAGUGGAGUGAAAGAAGCAGAUUAUGCGGGUGGUUUAGUCAUUGACGAAAUGAAGAUUCAGGUAAAAAAUUGUCAGGAGAAUUUAGAGAUGACCAACAUUGGUGGCAAACACAAGCUUGUUGGUUUUGUUGACCUUGGAUAAGGUCAUGAGCUCAUGACAGCUCUAUCAGGAAAAGGUGAUGAACCAGAACUUGCUACUCCUGUGCUGCAGUUCAUUUAUGUCAGUGACAAUGGGUUUAGGUUUCCUGUUGCACAAUUCCCGUCCAAAGAUUGCACUCCAAGCAGUUUGUACUUCUGUUUCUGGGUUGGGGUCCUGGCAAUGUUGGAGAUUGGAUUUGAGGUAUACUGGUGCAUCUUAGAUGGGGCAGAAUGUGACAGGCAGUUCAUAAAACUGCACUACAAGGACAAAAACCCAGUUGAGACCAAAUUUGUAGCAAGGAACUUCUACACUGGAGGGUCAAUGAUUUUGAUGAUGGAUCCAAAGCAUAACAUCAAGAAAAUAAGGAAUAAUAUUGAAAAAAGCAACCAGAGAGGCCAGCCGAGGUGUUUAAAAGUUAAUGGACAACAAAUCACUUGGGAUCAAUUCAAAAGUGCAUUUAACUGGGACCAGGAAAGUUUCUCCCUCCCACUGCACUAUAACCUCACAUUACAGCAUUUUGAGCUUGACCCAGCCAGUAAAAUGAGGAAUAAGCUUGCAGAAGAUGUGCUUGACUCCAAGAUGCUAUUUCUCAUGUAGAAAUACCAGGAACAUAUUACAACCAGUACUGGAGAAGAUGAGUCUGCCCUGGAUUCUGUUAGAUCUCUUUUAGAGCACACUUGUGAACUUGUCAACCUAUUUAAUGACAGGAUUUAAUGAUUAAUGACAGGACUUUACAAAUGAUUCAAGACUGGAGAAGCUUAACAACUUUUAUAGUUGGAUGUGUCACUGGGAAGAAAGCACUGGAGAAAACAACAAAGAAUUUAUCUCAAGCAAAUUAUGGUUUGAUUUACAAUCCAUGUGCCUUGGUUUCCAGUCACUGGUCCACUACAAAUUAUGCAGGUUUCUCAGCUCAGAAAUUAAACCUUCCAUUGUGAAUUAAGACUGUGUGGAGAACCACUUCUGUCAAAUUUAUUCAUGUAACGGUCAAAAUGACAAUCCUACUUUCUUACAGCAACAGUCUUCACCAAAUUCAAUUAGGCUGAGGCAAACCACAAUUAGCCCUAAACGUAAUGCAUUUUGUAACAGUACCUGUAUAGAUCAGAGGCCAUCACUUCCAAGUUAAAAAAACACUUAAUCUCUGGGGGCUAAGUAGAGUCAUGCUGAUAGGUGCAGAAAAUUUUUUAGUUCGUGUUGUAACAGGCCUUUUUUUGGCUAAGGAUCAAUUCACUAUGUUGAAGGGCAGUUAUAUGGCUGUGAUAACAUGAUUUAAUAAUGUUAGAUUAUUUGAAAUGUGAAAUCUCAGCCCUUGCAGGAUAAUAUUUUUUUUCCGUUGGAAUUUUUGAACAAAUUGAUGCAUUUGCUUCUUCCCUGGCUGUAGCUUAAGGUUCCCAUAGGCAUGGCAAUUCUUUCACAUGAAAAUACAAAAAUUAAAGUUGUUGUAAAUACCAGUAGUUUGUUUAUUAGCCCGCCUUAUAUAUAACUACUGAAGCACACCUGUGUGUAGGGUGUGUAUGACCAGUAGAAUUCUUA